Messenger RNA from Zerene cesonia (dogface butterfly), 992 nucleotides. Its product is annotated as mitochondrial inner membrane protease ATP23 homolog. Gene Ontology annotation, biological process: mitochondrial protein processing; mitochondrial proton-transporting ATP synthase complex assembly. The record is from RefSeq and is a predicted model, not a curated record. Bases 115 to 882 code for a protein of 255 amino acids. Gene Ontology annotation, cellular component: extrinsic component of mitochondrial inner membrane. Gene Ontology annotation, molecular function: metalloendopeptidase activity. The transcript is spliced from 5 exons. Lineage: Eukaryota; Metazoa; Arthropoda; Insecta; Lepidoptera; Pieridae.
UGACAAAUUACUGACACUUGUCAGUUCCACCUAUGACUUAGGUUAUAGAUGGGUAGCCUAUUUACCGACCUAGGUUUUUGUAAAUGAUUGCAUAAAUAUAUUUUAUAUGAAAAUAUGAAAGCGGAAGCAACAUCGCCGCAGCCAGAGGCACAAGUGCAAGAAGAUGUACAAAAAAGUGGUGAACCUAAAGGCGAGUCAUGGGGUUAUGAUCUUUAUCCCGAAAGAAGAGGAACGUUUAAACCUAAAUUGACUAACAUUUUAAUGGGAAAAGAAGGAACAGAGAGCAUAGAAAAAUUUAAAUGCGAGAAAAAUGUUUAUCAUUGUGUGAAAAAUAGUCCAAUUGUAAAAACAAUGAUGGCAGCUCUAAGAAGUUCUGGUUGCCCAAUUGAUAUACGUAGACACAUAUCGUGUGAAGUGUGUGAUUACUCAGUCAGCGGAGGUUAUGAUCCUCAGCUUAAUCAGAUUGUUGUUUGCCAAAAUGUAUCAACAAGAAAAGCAAUGGUACAAGGUGUUCUCACCCAUGAGAUGAUACACAUGUUUGACUAUUGCCGUAACCACUUGGACUUCAAGAACAUGGAGCACCUAGCGUGCACUGAGAUCAGAGCUGCCAACCUCACACAUUGUUCCUUUAUUAGUGCCUGGUCGCAGGGUGAUGCUUCUUGGUUUAAAGUUAAAAAAGCUCACGAGGAUUGUGUCAAAACGAAAGCCCUGUAUUCUGUACUUGCAGUGAGACAAAUUGAAAAAAUGGAAGCAGUUGAUAUUAUAGAAAAAGUUUUUCCAAAAUGUUACAACGAUUUAGAACCAAUUGGCCGAAGAAUAAGACGAAAUUCGGAAGAUAUGAUGAGAGUUUACAGAGAUGCAUCAUAUUAUGGUUAUGUAUAAAUAUAUUUUAUUUUGUGUAAUAAAUUAUGUAGAUAUUAAAUAGUGUACUAUACUGGUUAGCCAACUAGACUAGUAAGAGGAUAAAUAAAAGCAAUACGUAAUAAUUAAAA